Molecule: messenger RNA, 515 nt
Organism: Phalaenopsis equestris
Lineage: Eukaryota; Viridiplantae; Streptophyta; Magnoliopsida; Asparagales; Orchidaceae
Product: late embryogenesis abundant protein Lea5-like
Exons: 1
Coding region: 100-396 (98 amino acids)
Biological process (GO): response to stress
Cellular component (GO): mitochondrion
Source: RefSeq, a predicted model, not a curated record
AGAAGAAGAGGAGAUGAAACUUUCCAUCUCCUGUUCUUCUCAUCCUCCCUAAUUUCUGGGGCUGAUUCGAGCUAAUUCUUGGUCAUCUCAAUCGAUCUGAUGGCUCGCGCUCUCUCCAAUGGAAAGAUCCUCUUCUCCGCCCUCUUCGAUGGCAUUGUUUUGAGCAGCCGGAAAUUCUCUUCGUCGGUGGUGGCAUUUUCUGGAAAAGAGAUGCUGAAGGAGAAGACGGUGCUAAUCACGGAAAUGACUAAAUCGGGAUCGGCGACAGCAGAUGCGGCGUCGGCCCAGAUGAAUUGGAUCCCAGAUCCUGUCACGGGCUAUUAUAGACCGGCAAACCACCUCCGGGACAUUGAUCCAGCCGAGCAGCGCCAAAUGUUUCUCAACAACAAAGAAUAGGUUUAAGCGUUAGGAGACCGCCAGGGACUUGGUGAUUUUUUUCCUCUGCAUGUAAUUGUUGGUUUCAUAUCUUGAAUCAAUUUUGUUAUAAUAAUAGCCAUAUUUUUUUUAAAAAAAAU